UGUAAGGUGGAAGAGAGACUUUCUAAAGGCCUUUUCCAGUCUGGGAGCUUGCAUCUGUCGCCAACUACUGUACCACAGGGGAAGCGGAGGAAACCGGAGAGUCAGCAGAGUUCCCUGAAGACUAGGGAUCCAUUGUCUUUGGAUUGUCUGGAGAAUGCACCCAGGUUUUUCCACUUAAAGGCUGGGGGAUUCUCACACAAACCUCGGUCUUCCUUGCAGAGCACAGCGACUCCUGAGACAGAUAGUGGAAUCGGAGGAUUGGGCACAAGUUGUCCAGCUGUGGAGCUUUUCCACUCAUCUCCGUGGACGGAGAAAUCUGAAGGGCACCCAGCUCCCUGUGCCAUGACUGAUUCAGACAGCAAGGGCUCCUGGUCCAAUGUACAGAGAUCCAGGGACCGAACUGCGCAGCCCAAACAGCCAGGGCAGGCGCAGCCCAAACAGCCAGGGCAGGCGCAGCCCAAACAGCCAGGGCAGGCUUCUGACAGCACUGCCAGGGAGAACUGCGCAUUGCUGACCGAGUGGACAGCUGAGGACUCUCACGCUCAUGCCCAGGAGGCCCAUGUGGGGAAUGUGGCCAAGGUCCGCACACGGUCCAGGGAUAGGACGACAGCUGAGACUCUCUCCCACACCUGCUCCUGUCACAGCACCAGUACCAGCCGAGAAAACGCUGACGUUAGUGUCUACGCUGCGGCCGACAGCGAUUUGAUCCUAGCUCUGCAGUGCGAGGUGGGCAGUCUGAAGCGGGACUUGGAGCAGAGCCUGUUGUGUCUGCCUUACAUUGCUAAAAGGAUGGACUACCUGGCCAUGAGGUUCACGCAGGAUGCAGGGCGGAAGAGGAAACCUACAGCUCACCACAAAACCAGCCCCACCGGACAUGAAGCUCUGAUGAAGACCAGCACAAACCCACUCCUGGAGGAGAAUGGAAGCUCCUCAGAUAUGGAUCCAAGAACGAGAUGGAGCUCCACCCUCUCCAAAGAGAGGCAUUAUUAUAUAAGCCCCCAUCCUGCAACACAACCUAUCAGUCCAGCAUCUGACAAAAACUGGCGAGCAUCCUGUAGUUUACCUGCUAGCUUUGCAGACAUGGGGCAGAUGCCUAUGACUGGAUGGAGACUCCCUGGUAGCCAAUCAGAUUCCGCCCUUCUGCCUCACCAUCCAACCUUUCUGAGGUCAGGACGUUCCCCUCACUCCACCCGCAGGGUCAGGAGUCACCACAAGUACAAAAGGGAGGAGGAAAACAUCAGCCGAACGUUGGAUCGGGCUAUUGAGGCGGCGUGGACCAUGAAGCUGACGACAGACCAGAUGGCCCUGAGACUGUCAGCUGACCUGGCAAAAGCAGAGCUGUACAGGAAGCUGCAUGCUGUCAGCCCACAAGCUGGAAGAUUCAACUCCAAAGGCCAGACGGCACCUUGACACUGCAAAUGCUCCACAAAUGCUUAAUAUUUAAUCUUUCAAAAGGCAUUGUUCAAUACUCAGGGAAAAUAAACUUCUCUUUAACAGAAUGUUAUUCCUGUUUACAGCCAACGGUUAUUUUUCGUAAUACACCCACAUUUAUCUGUUAGCAUUCCAUCCUAGCCAUUAUGGCCACUUCUGGUAACAAACACAAGAUGGCACACUAGCACUACUCACUAACCUGACUCCACAAUCUCACUUGCAAACCCAGCUGCUCGCUCUAUUAUAUCCAUUGUGAAAGUAGGCCAGCCUUCCCCAACAUUACACCAGUUCCUCUGAGAACGGGUCGCCCCCAGUGUUCAUCCGACACCAAUGGCCAUCCAUCACGGCCCAUCACAGACAAUCGGUUGCAAACAAGUGAUGCUUACUGGGUUUCUGCCGAACACCCCGGCUUUCUUUUCGUGAGCCCCCCCUACGGUGCCCGCUUCAUGACUCGUUCUGUUGUGGCAUAUUGUGUUUCUUUGUUGUACUGCGCCGGCAGAGAAGACAGAAGUUCCCAGUGCAAUUUCAGACACUCAAUUGUUAUGGAGCGAGAGCCACACCUCCACCAACCCACUCUUCCGGACAUGCAAAGAAAAAAAAUAAAGAUGCGGGUCCCUUUCCUCUAAGGCCUUCUUACUUUUCCAUCCACAUCACUGCAUGUUGUCUGUUUUUGGGAAGAUAAUAGCUCCACAUCGCUGGAAAGAUGAUAAGUCAGCUUUCCAAAAUGGCUUAUUCAGUAUAAUUCCCACCUUUGCUCAUAUGCCAUAACAUCAGCUGAUCUGUCAAACUGGCUGUAGCAAUUUUGGCAAAACC
Messenger RNA from Paramormyrops kingsleyae, 2244 nucleotides. RefSeq lists its product as uncharacterized. Lineage: Eukaryota; Metazoa; Chordata; Actinopteri; Osteoglossiformes; Mormyridae. The record is from RefSeq and is a predicted model, not a curated record.